Messenger RNA from Cicer arietinum (chickpea), 1087 nucleotides. Its product is annotated as MOB kinase activator-like 1A. The record is from RefSeq and is a predicted model, not a curated record. NCBI's taxonomy places the organism in Eukaryota, Viridiplantae, Streptophyta, Magnoliopsida, Fabales, Fabaceae.
GAAAGUGGAGAAACGCCGAAGAAGAAAAAUAAACAAAGAGGAAGAAAGGAAGGAAGAACGCGCUUUCUCUCUUCCUCUCUCUCUCUCUCUCUCUCUCUCUCUUCUCUCUCUUCUCUCUCUCUCUCUCUCAACAAGUCAUGAGCCUCUUCGGUAUUGGAAGCAGAAACCAGAGAACAUUCCGCCCGAAAAAAAGUACUCCCUCUGGAAGUAAGGGAGCUCAGCUUAGGAAACACAUUGAUGCAACAUUAGGCAGUGGAAAUCUGAGGGAAGCAGUAAAGCUACCUCCUGGGGAGGAUUUGAAUGAGUGGCUAGCUGUCAACACUGUUGAUUUUUUCAACCAGGUGAAUCUGCUAUAUGGCACCCUAACAGAGUUCUGUACUCCUGAGAAUUGCCGCACAAUGUCUGCAGGACCCAAGUAUGAGUAUAGAUGGGCAGACGGCGUGCAAAUCAAAAAACCUAUUGAGGUAUCUGCUCCAAAAUAUGUAGAAUAUCUGAUGGACUGGAUUGAAUCACAGCUUGAUGAUGAAUCCAUAUUCCCUCAGAGGCUUGGUUCUCCAUUUCCUCCCAACUUUAAGGAUGUCGUGAAGACGAUAUUCAAGCGGCUGUUCCGUGUAUAUGCUCAUAUUUAUCAUUCUCACUUUCAGAAAAUUGUGAGCCUCAAAGAAGAGGCCCAUCUAAACACAUGCUUCAAGCAUUUUAUACUCUUCACUUGUGAGUUUGGGCUGAUUGACAAAAAGGAACUGGCUCCUCUUCAAGAGCUUAUAGAAACCAUUAUAUAUUGAAUGUAUGAAUUGAGACCAAGCUUACUGUGAAACAACUUAUCCUAGGAAACAUAAUUUAUUACUCAAAUCAGAGACUGGUUUUUAAUAUCUGGUUUCAGAAAUUCUCCUUGUCUGUUGUGUUAAAUGAGUUUGGGAACAGAGUCUAAGUUAUCCUUCAUCACAGCUCACACAAAGUAUCAAAUGCAACUUCAUGUUGACAUUUGAGUAUGAGUUUGGAAGGCUGUUUCUGGGAUAUUUCCAUUGCCAAUAAUAAUGAAGUGAUAAUAAUCAUAUAGAUUUGUUUGCUGGUUGCUUAGACAUUUUAA